AUGGCCUAUGAAUCCAACUCGAACCAUGGCGAGGACAAUCCUUCGAAGAACAACCUACUUUCAAACAAGCCCCCCAAUCCCCCAAACUUCGAUCCGUCUUCAAAGUUCGCUCAAGAUCUACACGACCUGGUCGCCAGAUUCAGAAAGACCUCACCUGAAGACCUCUCCCAACUCCUAAAUCUCACUGUACCUUUGGCCUUUCAUCAAGUACGAGCUAUCACAAACCAGAUCUCAUACUCUCUAUCUCAUCACAUAGAGACACGGCUAGGAACGUGCACGGUUGGAACCUCAAUGUUUCACACCGGUGUCAUCUGGACACUCUGCUGUCGAUCCAAGUGGGUAGCGAAGGUAUCGAGUGAGUGGAUGGCGUUUAGCAAUGUACCGAUGAGAGCGUUGGUGUUUGUCGGAAUGACGGCACAUUAUCUGAAUCCGCCGGUGCAGAAAAGGGAUGCGACAUGGUACAUUCACGAAGCGAAGCGGUUCUGGAAAUCGCUCGGCUGA
Molecule: messenger RNA, 501 nt
Organism: Mycosarcoma maydis (corn smut)
Lineage: Eukaryota; Fungi; Basidiomycota; Ustilaginomycetes; Ustilaginales
Exons: 1
Coding region: 1-501 (166 amino acids)
Source: RefSeq, a predicted model, not a curated record